AUGACAGACAGACACAUUUUCCCCGAUCACACCACCUUGGUAUUUAGAUCCCUUCGAGGUCUAGUAGCUUCCAACCCUUACCUCAACCUCAUCCCCUCCCUCAAGGUAGUCUAUCGAGCAGACCAUGAUUCUUCCAAAGUUUCUUUGAUCUGCGGAGGUGGUUCCGGUCACGAACCCGGUACAGUUGGAUUUGUGGGUAAAGGGUUGUUGUCUGCCAGUGUAGCGGGAGAUGUAUUUGCUAGUCCCAGUGCGAGGCAGGUUAACGCUGCGAUUAAGAUGGUUGGAAGUGAAAAGGGUGUUAUAUUGAUCAUCACCAAUUACACCGGUGAUAACCUUCAUUUCGGUUUGGCGAGACUUAUGGCACAAUCUGCAGGAGCCAAGAACGUAGAGUUGGUGGUUGUCGGUGACGAUGUAUCUGUACCGAGAUCAAGAGGGAAAUAUCUUGGUAGAAGAUGUUUGGCAGGUAUAACUUUAGUGUGCAAGAUAAUGGGAGCAGGUUCAGAAGCCGACAUGUCAUUUGACGAAUUGGUACCCCUCGGUCGAUCAUUAUCUUCAAAUACCGCUUCGAUAGCUGUUGCAUUAGACCAUUGUCACGUACCGGGUAGAAGUGGUGAUGGUGAUUGGCAUAUCGAAGAAGGUAGAUGUGAGAUUGGUUUAGGGUUGCAUAACGAGACUGGAGUAUUCAACAUCGCUCAACCAGGUCCAGAGGAACUAAUCACCAAGCUUCUCGACUUACUCCUCAAGCAAGAUGAUCCCGAACGAUCAUUUGUGAAAUUCAAAGAUGGGGACGAGCUCGUGUUGCUUGUGAACAAUAUGGGAGCGAUGAGCGAGUUGGAAAUGGGUGCGGUGGUAGAUGAAGUAUUGGUACAACUUGAAUCCCGAAAUAUCAUCCCCGUCCGUAUACUCCAAGGACCAUUCAUGGGCUCAAUGAACAUGCCCGGUAUCUCCCUCUCCCUACUCAACUUGACCAACGUUGCCGAGGAGAACUCUUUCGUAUCUACCUCAAGACUGUUGGAAUUGCUUGACGCACCCCACAACUCACCCGCUUGGCCUGCCACUUCUCAGAGGUACCCCCUUCCCGAGGAUUUGAGGAACAGGAAGAGGGAAGACGCGUUUACGGAGGUGGAAGAGGAGAAAGAGGAGGUUUACACUGGAGGGGCCAAGCUGGUCGUCGAUCCAAAACCUAUUCAACAAGCUAUGAAAACCGCUGCUGAGAAUGUAUUAGCCCUGGAACCCCAAUUGACUAAAUGGGAUACCAUCGUCGGUGAUGGCGAUUGCGGAGAGACCUGUGCCCUAGGUGCCAAAGGAGUUUUAUCAGCCCUAUCAAAAGGUCUAGGAUCGAAUGGAGAUCUCGUAGAGCUCUUCCGAACCUUGACUCAAGUCAUUGACGACUCGAUGGGUGGUACACUCGGAGCGAUCUUUUCGAUUUUCCUUGCGGGUCUCACAACUUCUCUAAUCAAGCAUGCUGAGGCGAAACCCGAUGAGAAGGUGAACGAAGAAUUCUUUGGAAAGGUUGUAAAAGAAGCUUUGGAUACUUUACAACAGCGUACAGCAGCUAGAGUAGGACAUCGCACAGUUAUGGAUUCUCUCAUUCCUUUUGCCGAAACCCUCUCCAACCAAGGUAAUUUACAGAAUGCUGUAGAGGAAUGUGUGAAAGGUGGUGAGAAUACGAUUAAACAGGAGGCUAAGAUGGGAAGAGCGGCUUAUGCUGGUACGGGUGCUGAGAGAGGCGAAAUGCCUCCUGAUCCUGGAGCGAUGGCUUUUGUGGAAGUUAUCAAAGCUAUAGGCAAGGUAUUCGCCUGA
Molecule: messenger RNA, 1803 nt
Organism: Kwoniella botswanensis
Lineage: Eukaryota; Fungi; Basidiomycota; Tremellomycetes; Tremellales; Cryptococcaceae
Product: dihydroxyacetone kinase
Exons: 7
Coding region: 1-1803 (600 amino acids)
Biological process (GO): glycerol catabolic process
Cellular component (GO): cytosol
Molecular function (GO): ATP binding; glycerone kinase activity
Source: RefSeq, a predicted model, not a curated record